AUGUUUAAUCGAACAAUUAUUUAUAAUACAUUUUAUAAUAAUAAAAAAUUAUUAUUAAAAUAUGAUAUGAAAUUUAUUAAGUUUUAUCACAUUAAAAGGAGAAACUUUAAAACUAAUAAAUUAGUGAUAUAUUUAAAUUUUAAUGGUAGAGAACGUUUUUGUUGUUUUCAUAAUUUAAAAUAUAAGGAAGAUUUGAAAAAUGAUAAAAAUUUAAAAUCCGACGAGCAUAUAGAAAAUAAAGGUAAUUUGAAACUUAGUAAAACUAAAAAAAAUGAGAAUGAUAUUCAAAAUAAUGAAAAUACAGUAAAACACCAUAAAAAUUUAAUUAUAAAGAACGACUUAAAAUGUAACAAAGACUUCUUUUAUCAAUACUCUGAAAAUAAAGACAAAUGUGAGAAUAAUAAGGGUAUAGAAGUAAAAGGUAACUUUAAUAAGUUACAAAUAAAUCAAGAUAAAAUUGAAAAAAUGAUUUAUGGAUUACUAACAGAAAGCAAAAAUGAUAAAAAUAAUAUAAUAUAUGUUUUAGAUUUAAUAUCAAAUGAAAAAAAUUGUAACAAUUUUGUUAAUUUAUUAAUGUUGUCAAAAUUAUAUAAAAAUGUUAUUGUAAAUGAAAAAAAUUUUAAUAAUAAUCUCAUAAAUCAUAUUAAGGAAAACGUGAAUUUUAUAAUAUAUAAUAGGCAUUAUAAUUAUUUAUUUAAAUGUUUUGAAUUAUUAUCUACUUUUAAAAUAAAUGAUAUAAAAUUAUAUCAGAAAAUCAUAUAUUUAAUAAUUAAGCACUCAACUAACAUUGAAGAAAAUAUUAUUUCCUGUUAUUAUAUAAUUAAACAUUUAUAUGAUAAUAAAAUAUAUAAUAAGUUAGUUGGUAAUAUAUUGAGUAAAUUUCUUUUGAAGAAUUUUUUUUUUGAUUUUUUACAAAAACAAAAAUUUGAAAACUCUAUGUAUUUAUUAUUUUUGCACUAUAUGAUACAGUCUAAUUUAAAUAUAUCUCUCACUAUUUUAGAUAAAUAUGUUCAAUCCUAUAAUGAAAUAAUAAGUAAAAAUUUAACCAUUAAGUAUAUCAGCAAUUCAAAUAAAUUAAUAAGCUUUCAAAAUAUAUUGUUAAAAUGUAAUUUCUUUAAUCCUCAAUUCAAUUUAUUAAUUAAAGAAAAUAUUGAAUUAUACUUAAAAUUUUUAAACCCAUUUGAUAUAUUAUUAUUAGGAACAAAUAUAUUCCUGAACUUCACAAGAAAUGAUAACAUUUUGUUUCAAAAUAUAAAUUUCACAAAUAUUUCAGACCGAAUUUUUUUUGAAAAAGAAAAAAAGGACAUAAAAGAUUUCAGCAAGAACUAUAAUAAUUUUUUAUCAAUGAAAUAUUUAUCUGAUUUAAUUAUUAAAACAACUGAUAAUUAUAUUUCAAAUUCAAAUAACCUAGAUUAUACUUUAAGAUAUUUCAUUUUAUCUUCUUACUGUCAUUUUAAUUUGUUUUCGAAUUGGUGGUCUGAUACCUCAAUAUAUUGGAAGUUAAAAAAAAAAAAAAAAAAAACUAAAAGAAUCAUAAUAUCAAGAUUACCUUAUAAAAAUCAUUUUACAGAAAAAAUUUCUUACCUUUUAAAUGUUAUAUUAUUUAAGUAUAAAUACUCUAAAGAUUCUAAUGAAAUGAUGAAGGAAAAACUAAACAUUGAAGUGAACAGUAAAAAAGAUAUUAACAAUGAAGUUAACAUAAUUAAUGAUAUACAUUUUUUAAUAGAAGAUAGAUACAUAACAUAUUUAUUUAAAUCUUAUAUAAGGAUAUCUAUAUUUAACUUAGAUAUUAUAAAAAAUAAAGAUUUUCUUUCAUUAUUUCAAAAUUUAUAUUUAAAUUAUGUUAACUCUUAUAUUUCUAAUUAUGAGAAUAAGAAUAAUCGAAAUGGUAUGAAAAAUGAAAAUGAUUCAAAAAGUAAUAAAAAAAAUGAAUUAGGAGAUUUAACUUCUAAUAAUAAUUGUGAUAAAAACGUAAACAUGGAAUAUUAUUUAUAUGAAGAUAAUAACUUAAGUUUAUACGAAGUAAGUUCAAUAUGCGAAUGCUUUUUUCUUUUGAAUUAUUUACAUGAAAAGAGUUUAAAUAAUACAGGAGAAAAUAUAACUAUACAUAAUGUUGACAUAUUUGAAAAAACAUUGUAUAUUUUUCUUGAUAGAAUUAGCACAAUUUUAAUAAAUAAAAAUUUAGAUUAUAUUACAAUAAGUGACGAGAAUGUGUAUAAGGAAUUAGUAAAUAAAUAUUUAAAGUAUGGAGAUAUAUAUUUUAAUUAUUAUCUUUUAUUAAGAGUAAUUUUACCAUUAUUAUUCAGUAGUAAACUUCAAAAUUGUUUAAGUAUAACUAGGAAAAUUUUAGUUCAUAUAAUUUCAUUAUUAUUUGUAACAGAUUGUCUUGGUGCAUCUUCUAAAGAUAUUAAUAAAAUAAUUUCUCAAAACCACAAUAUUUUAAAUAAUUUUAUUAAAUGGGAAAAUAAUAUUAUAUCUAUAAAUAAUCAGAGAAGAAUUAGAAAGAAAACAAAAAAAAAAAAAAUCUUAUUAGAUUUUAUAUAUGCUAGUGAAUUUAUUCGUCCUUCUUUUAUAUAUAUUAUCUGCUUAAAUAAAAUAACAAAGUAUGAUGAUAUAUAUGAUGAUUUAUUAAAAAAGAUAUUUAAAAUUGAUUAUAUCCCUAAUGACAGUAAAAAAAAGUUUACAAUUUUUAUAAACAAUUUGUAUAGUACAGUAAAUAUCAGCAAUAUUAGAUAUAACAGAAAAAAAAAAAAAGAAAAAACAAACACAUUAAGUUACAUUUUCACUUAA
Plasmodium relictum is the source of this 2790-nucleotide messenger RNA. RefSeq names its product conserved Plasmodium protein, unknown function. The coding region runs from base 1 to 2790 and encodes 929 amino acids. The transcript has a single exon. The record is from RefSeq and is a predicted model, not a curated record. NCBI's taxonomy places the organism in Eukaryota, Apicomplexa, Aconoidasida, Haemosporida, Plasmodiidae.